This is a messenger RNA of Linum trigynum, 1392 nucleotides long. The record is from the annotation of a GenBank genome assembly. Lineage: Eukaryota; Viridiplantae; Streptophyta; Magnoliopsida; Malpighiales; Linaceae.
AUGGGGCGGCGUGUGAGUCGCCUAACUCCUUCACCUCCAGCUGCUACCCAUCUUCUCCGCCGCCAUACGCUAGUUUACCCGCUCUCCCAUCCUCAAUUCCGCUCCGGAGCAUCUUCCCCCACCUGGUGCACCGCGAUUCGUUGGCAUCACACGGACCGAGCUGAUGUCGGGACUGAGGGAGCAGAAGAGACGGCGGCACGAUCUGCCGGAGCUGGCUGCAGCGACAACGAGCAGCAGCAGCAGCUCCAGUACUGCCUCGUUGUUAUGGGUAAGCGAUAUCCUGGCUACCAACAACCCACCCAGACGACAUUCUUCCGAGACUCCCUUGAGAAGAUGUGCGACAUCCUUCACAGGAUCCGGGGAGCUAAGAAGAAGAAGACAUACUUGGUAGAUUUUUAUGUUUGCGGGGAUCAGGCUGCGUUUGGUUGCAAGAUCGACACAGAGAUGGCAAAAAAACUUAAAGGAAUGCCUGAGGUUGCCGAUGUCAUUCAGUGCAACAGCGAGCCUGCCAGUGGUCGUGCUGACCAUUCUCACUUGACGGCCGACUCUUGCUUCGACAAUAAACGGCAGGUUCCUAACUGGAUCAUUAGUAUGGGUCAGCCCUCUGGCGAGGAACUCACCGAGCAGCAAAGUGUGGACUUCUCCAUGAAGAAGUUGGUCCCGAUUCUUGACAGCCUCCUGAACAAGUACAGCUUAGAAAUUUUAAUCAACGAAGAUGAGGUUGCCUUUGGAUGCGAGAUCCAUGAGGAGACUGCGAAAAAGCUGAAAGGAAUGCCUGGUGUCGUCGAGGUCAUUCAAUCGCCCCGGACCCAUUCUGCAACCUGCUUCUUUGAAUUGUCGGAAGAUGACUCUUGUUCUGAUGAAGAGAUGGCGGACUACGAGCCUCUGCCUCAAUUCCCUUCCUCAUUCUCUGAUGUUAUCGGUAAUCAGAAAAAACUGAAUCACUGGAUGAUUUUUAAGGAAAAGCCACGUGACAGGGUGCUCACCACGGAUAGGGAAAUGAUGGAAUACUCCCUUGAGACGUUGGCCCCUGUUUUAUCCUAUAGAGUAAGAAGGGAGAAGGGAGCGAAGCCGAAGGUAAAACAGGAGUUGGCCAUUUAUGGUUGGGACCAGGUCUUUGUUUUCGGACUGGAUAUGGAAGACGAGCUAGUGGACAAGCUUAUAGGAAUGCCUGGUGUCGUCGGUGUUGUCCGCAAAGGUGAUCAUGAGUGCAUGAAGUUGACAGAAGUGAACGUAAUGCCCUAUCCCUUUCCUUUCAAGGUGAAGCUUUAUUUGAAGUCAGAACAAACCGAAGGGUUGUUUACUUUAGAUAGACAGAGGAUUGCUAACUUAGGUUUGCCGAUGCAGGGGAUCGGCGGUAAUGGUUUGCUGAUGCAGGGGAUCGAUCUCUGA